GUUCCAUGACUUUUCUGUCUCGCCUCUCUUUCUUCUCUCUCCUUCAUUUCAGUUUCCCUCUCGCCUCUCGCCUCUCGGCUCUUCAUCAAUCUUCUCUUCUGUGGCCGCCUCUAUUUCUUCUCUUAUCUUCUCUGUCAAUUUCUCUUCAUCAAGAAGGACUAGAUCGAUGGCCAAGUUCAGAUCGGUUGUUUCCAUCAAUUCUCUUCUCUGGGUCAUCGGGUUUCGUUUGAAAUCUGAGUAUGAUGCCAUGGUGGUUGAAGUCUGAGCACGACCUCCACCACCACCGCUAGGACCAGAUCAAUCUAUUUUCUGAGAUAUUGGGUAUGAUGGUGCAUGAAGACUCGUACUUGAUCUUAAGGGCAUGGGUUUUCAUGAUGUUGAUGACUUUGAUUAUACUUCCAAAGCAUGUUAAUGACUCGAUGCGGUGGAAACAACAAGAAGGAAGAUGAGGGGCAGGGUAACAAGAAGGAAGAUGAGGGGCAUCGCAUUUUGAUUACAAAUGUUGCUUCAAUGCUGUCAUUCAAAGGAAGUCCUUAUUGGAUGGCCCCCGAGGUGGCUGCAAUAUUUAAGAUUGGAAACAGCAAAGGCAUGCCAGAUAUUCCUGAUUAUCUUUCCCAUGAUGCAAAGAAUUUUGUGAGGCUGUGCUUGCAAUGGAACCCAUCUGAGUGUGCUACUGCUUCUCAACUGCUAGACCACCCUUCCAUUAGAGAGCAAUUGUUGUCAUGUUCGAACAAGUUAUGGUGUUGAAAACUAUAGGGUUUGUGGAUAUGAAGCAAGCUGAUCCUUAGGGCGAUAUUAUGAUAUGGGAACUUCCCAAAUGGGAGCAAAUGUCCAAUGGCCUUGAUAAGGCUCCAACGGCCUUGUUUUUUAAUGUUAAUGAUUUGCACUUUUAAUUUUUUUUAUUGAUAAGGCUCCAACGGCCUUGAUUCCCAGUUUUCAAA
This is a messenger RNA of Rosa rugosa (rugosa rose), 941 nucleotides long. Its product is annotated as mitogen-activated protein kinase kinase kinase 3-like. Bases 406 to 747 code for a protein of 113 amino acids. NCBI's taxonomy places the organism in Eukaryota, Viridiplantae, Streptophyta, Magnoliopsida, Rosales, Rosaceae. The record is from RefSeq and is a predicted model, not a curated record. The transcript has 5 exons.